AUGGCAGCUAGUACUUGUCUCCUCUUCUUUGUGCUCAAUUUGUGCCUUAGAGGCACUUAUGGGGACUAUGGAGGGUGGCAAAGUGGUCAUGCUACUUUCUAUGGUGGGGGUGAUGCUUCUGGGACAAUGGGAGGUGCUUGUGGGUAUGGCAAUUUGUACAGCCAAGGUUAUGGUACUAACACUGCAGCACUUAGUACUGCCCUAUUCAACAAUGGCUUGAGCUGUGGUUCUUGUUAUGAGAUGAGAUGUGACAGUGACCCCAAAUGGUGCCUCCCUGGGUCCAUCACCGUCACAGCCACUAACUUCUGCCCCCUAACAAUGCCUUGCCUAAUGACAACGGUGGCUGGUGUAAUCCUCCCCUCCAACAUUUUGACAUGGCUGAACCAGCUUUCUUGCAAAUUGCUCAAUACAGAGCUGGAAUCGUGCCAAUUUCAUUCAGAAGUUAAUCAGGUCCCCUGUGUCAAGAAAGGAGGAAUAAGGUUUACCAUCAAUGGGCACUCUUACUUUAACUUGGUGUUGAUCACAAAUGUUGCUGGAGCAGGAGACAUCCAUUCAGUGUCAAUCAAGGGGUCUAAGACAGGGUGGCAAGCUAUGUCAAGGAACUGGGGCCAGAACUGGCAAAGCAAUUCAUACCUCAAUGGCCAAAGCCUUUCUUUCCAAGUCACCACAAGUGAUGGCAGGACUGUGACUAGCUACAACGUUGCGCCAGCGGACUGGCAAUUUGGCCAAACAUUUGCAGGUGGCCAAUUCUAG
Molecule: messenger RNA, 753 nt
Organism: Dovyalis caffra
Lineage: Eukaryota; Viridiplantae; Streptophyta; Magnoliopsida; Malpighiales; Salicaceae
Source: the annotation of a GenBank genome assembly